Aspergillus sclerotioniger CBS 115572 is the source of this 1449-nucleotide messenger RNA. Its product is annotated as FAD-binding oxidoreductase. Bases 1 to 1449 code for a protein of 482 amino acids. The record is from RefSeq and is a predicted model, not a curated record. The transcript is spliced from 5 exons. Lineage: Eukaryota; Fungi; Ascomycota; Eurotiomycetes; Eurotiales; Aspergillaceae. Gene Ontology annotation, molecular function: FAD binding.
AUGUCUACCUAUAUUCAAUACCUACUAUCUCUCCCAAGUAAACCCUCUCCCACCCUUCCCCUAUUAUGUGUACUACAAACAACCUUCCCCACCAAACUCCUCCUCCCCACCCACCCCGCCUACCCUUCCCUCCUCCACCCCCCAUCUCCAUCCCCCACAUCCUCCCUCCCCCCACCCAAACCCGCCUGCAUCUUCCUCCCGCACACCACGCACGACAUAUCCCAAUUCCUCACAAUCAUCAAACCCUUCACCGAUACCAACGAAAUCAUGUUCGCGGUCCGCGGGCACGGAGGGCAACUUACCCCCGGGUGUUCGAAUAUUUCGAAUGGGAUUUUGGUUGAUUUGCGGAAUGUCACUGGGAUUAAAGUUGUCAGAAGUGGGGGUGGGCGGGUGGUUAAGAUCAGCGCAGGGGAAACCUGGGGCAAUGUAUAUGAUAUUCUUGCUACUAGGGGGUUAUGUGUUACCGGGUCGGGGAGGGGGGAGUGUGGUGUUGGGGGGAGUGUUCUUGGAGGUGGAAUAUCCAUCUUCUCCCCCCGUGAAGGCUUCGUGUGCGACAACGUCCUCAAUUUCGAGGUAGUGUUAGCAUCAGGAGAGAUCGUGAAUGCCAACGCCAAUCAAAAUGCUGAUUUGUGGCUCGCCCUCCGCGGCGGAGGAAACAACUUCGGAAUCGUGACGCGAUACGACAUGCGUACAUUCCGCCAGGGCCCGAUCUUUGGCGGAAGUGUAUCCUACCAUCACUGUGAUUUGGACGAGCAGAUUGAGUUACUGGUUCGGGCGUUGAGGAACGGCCAUAUGACGCUCGAUACGCACGUGCGAAUGACAAUCAGCUAUCAGAAGAAAUGGGGCGGGUUUUUGUGCACCAAUCAGGUGUAUUAUACGCAUGCGGUGCCCGGGCCGUUGGUGUUACGGCAGUUUACGGAGAUGAAGUGUGAGGUUACUUCGCGGAGGAGGAUGAGUAUGAUGACGAUGUGGGAGGCGGGGAGGGUGAGAGAUUUGGAUGUGGAUGUGGAUGGGGAGGGAGUCAAGGCUGAUUUCGAGACGUUGAGUAAAGUGUGGAGGGUGUUUCGGGGGGUGUUGGGGCGUGAGGAUCAUAGUGAUGGGUUGGUCUAUUCGAUGACGUUUCAGCCGCUUCCGAGGAUUGGGGGGAAUUCGCUGGGGUUGAGUCCGGAGGGGGGGCCGUUGGUGUCGGUGGUGUUGUCGACGUAUUGGAGGGAUGGGGAGGAUGAUGAUGUGGUUUUGGGGUUGAUGAAGGAGGUUCUUGGUAGGAUUGAGGAUGAGGCGGCGAGGAGGGGGACUGGGUCCAGGUUCAAGUUGAUGAAUUAUUCGUUUGAUUUUCAGGAUCCGGUUGCUUCGUAUGGGUUGCAGAGUCAGUUGAGGUUGUUGGAGGUUAGUAGGAAGUAUGAUCCCAGUGGGAUGUUUCAGAGAGCGGUGCCGGGGGGUUCAAGUUAA